This is a messenger RNA of Phymastichus coffea, 3760 nucleotides long. Its product is annotated as ATP-dependent DNA/RNA helicase DHX36. The transcript has 16 exons. NCBI's taxonomy places the organism in Eukaryota, Metazoa, Arthropoda, Insecta, Hymenoptera, Eulophidae. Bases 418 to 3390 code for a protein of 990 amino acids. Gene Ontology annotation, cellular component: nucleus; intracellular anatomical structure; cytoplasm. Gene Ontology annotation, molecular function: G-quadruplex RNA binding; ATP binding; DNA helicase activity. The record is from RefSeq and is a predicted model, not a curated record.
ACGUUAUUCUACGAGCAAAAUUUGAAAUGAAAUAAAGAAAUAAUAUUUGAUUGAGCUAAAAAAUUUGUGAAACGCCAUAAAAAUUGAAAUUAGUUGUUGAAGUUCACUUUAAAAACUUAAAAAUAGUAAGCGUUCUCACUGACUGUAUCGCCAAUGUUUAUGUGAUUUCAAUUGUUAUAUAUUCUAACAGAAUAUGAAUACAAAAUCAUUAGUUCGAAUAUCAACAGGUUUUUAAAGCAUGCGGAGAAGCAAAGUACGAAGUGUCAUAGAUCGACUAUCAUUUUUUUAUGACAAAUAAAAGUUAACAUUGUAUGAAUUUGUGAAAAGAAUUUUAAUUUCUGAUUUAACAUUGUAUGAAUUUGUGAAAAGAGUUUUUAUUUCUGAUUGCAAACUGAAAUUUAAAAAAUAUUUUUAACAAUGUCUCAUCGUCAUAGAGGUUCUGAGUCUCGACAUGGGUAUUCGUGGAGAAGUGAAAGAUCAGGAGGAUUCAGUCAAGACUCUCAUGGUUCAGAAAUGUCCUCUGGUCAUUCUUACAGAGGUAGUCGAGGUGGUCGAGGUGGUCGAGGUGGCCAUUCCCCAUGGUUGAAAGGAAAGGAAAUUGGCCUUUAUUAUAAAAAUAAGCAAGCAAAGAAAGAGAAAGCUGAAGAUAAAAAAAGAGAAACAUUGCCAAUCAAAUUAAAAUCCCAUACAGAAAGAAAAAUUAGAAAUUUGAUUGAAAUUCCAGAAAGACCAUUUAAUAAAAGCUUUAACAUUAAACAAGAGGAUGAACAAAAAUACUUUGAAUCUAGAUAUAAUCACAUUAAUGACUCCCAGUUUAAAAGAAAAUUUUUGAAUAUCAUUAAAGGAAAUUUACAAGACAAUCUAAAUAAAGCUCUAAUUUCAGCACCCAAAUUACGAAGGGAUGAGAACGUAGAUAUCAAAUUAUUAGAUGAAUUAAAUAGACAAAAAUCUACUAAUCAAUAUAGGAAAAUGCUUGAAUUUCGAAAAAAGCUACCAGCAUAUGAAAAGCAAAAAGAAAUCUUAGAUUUAAUUAAGCAUAAUCAAGUUAUACUUAUUAGUGGAGAAACAGGUUGUGGGAAAACAACACAAGUAGCUCAAUUCAUACUAGAUUAUGAAAUUGAAUGUGGUAGAGGUAGUACAACAUGCAUUGCUUGUACGCAGCCAAGGAGGUUAUCAGCAAUAUCAGUUGCUGAGAGAGUUGCAGCUGAAAGAGCUGAUCAUUUAGGCAGUUCAGUAGGAUUUCACAUUCGAUUAGAAAAAGUACCAGCUAGACCUUAUGGAAGUAUUUCAUUUUGUACCACUGGAAUGUUAUUACAAUUCAUGCAAAUGGAUCCAGCUCUUAGAAAUUAUUCACAUAUUAUUUUAGAUGAAAUUCACGAAAGAAGUACUCAGAGUGAUUUCAUAAUAACUUUAUUAAAACAAAUUAUUCCUAGGAGGCCUGAUUUAAAAGUUAUUUUGAUGAGUGCCACAUUAAAUUCUGAACAGUUUUCCAAAUACUAUGCCAAUUGUCCAACGAUUCAUAUACCUGGAUUUACUUAUCCUGUCGAAGAAUUUUAUUUAGAGGAUGUUAUUGCUUUAACGAAGUUUCAAUUUCCGGAAUCCGUAGCGCCAAGUCAAAAAAAGAAACAUUCAAAGAAACGUAGAGCCGCUAUAGAGAAAUUCAAUGAAUUUGAAGAGAUGAUUGGACCAUACGUGCGUCAUUUGGAAUAUUUGAAAAAUUAUCCAGAAUAUGUGUUACAGCAAAUAAAAAAUCCAAAGAGUGAAGAAUUAUCAUUAGAUCUCAUUUUAGAACUAACAAAGUAUAUUUGUUUAACAAAAAGUCCUGGGGCGAUAUUGAUUUUUUUACCUGGCUCGCAAGAUAUUUCAAAACUAAAUAGGAUGAUGAUAGACAGCCCCAGUUUUCCGUCAAAUAAAUCUGUUAUUUAUCCAUUACAUUCAAGAAUGCCGACUGCCGAUCAAAAAUAUAUUUUUAUAGUGCCACCGCCUGAUGUUCGUAAAAUAAUAAUUGCAACAACGAUCGCUGAAACUUCAAUCACGAUUGAAGAUGUUGUAUAUGUUAUCGAUUGUGGUAAAACAAAACUAUCAAACUUUGAUGUAGAAAAUAACAUGCAAACACUAGAUGCCGAAUGGGUGAGCGAGGCUAAUGCAAAACAACGCAAAGGACGAGCUGGCAGGGUACAGCCUGGAAUAUGUUACCAUUUAUAUACGAAAGCUCGUGGAAAUGCAUUCGAUCGUUAUCCAUUGCCAGAAAUGCUUAGAACUCGUUUAGAAGAAGUCAUCUUGCAAGUAAAAAUCUUACAAAUAGGAAAAGCAGCAGAAUUUUUGUCUACAGUUAUGGAUCCACCGAAUCCGAAAGCAAUAUCACUAUCUUUAGAUUUAUUGUUGCAAUUGAAUGCCCUCGACGAGACGGAAAAUUUGACCCCAUUAGGUUAUCAUUUGGCACAUUUACCUCUGGAUCCUCGAACAGGAAAGAUGAUUUUAUGGGCAGCCAUGUUUUCAUGCAUCGAGCCAAUUUUCGCGAUUGCGGCAAGUUUAUCAUUCAAAGACGCGUUUUACUGUCCUCUGGGCAAAGAGGAGGAAGCACGUCGGAAGAAAUUGGAGCUCGGCCUGAAUCAGUUCAGUGACCACAUAGCCUUGGCGGAAGCCUUGCAUCGCUUCGAGGAACUAAACUAUCGCGGUGGCGCAUACUACUUCUGCCGCGAGUAUUUUCUCUCCUAUAAUACGCUCAAAUUAUUGUCAGACAUGAAACAGCAGUUCGCUCGCUAUUUGUGUGAAAUGAAGUUUUUGCGCAACGACAAUCCGCGAGACGAUUCAGCCAACAGGAACUCGCAUAAUAAGUCGCUCAUUAAGGCGAUCGUCUGCGCUGGAUUGUAUCCAAAUGUAGCUAUCGUGAAGCGAGCUUCACCGAGAAGUGGUGUCAAAGCUAUAACCACAGAAAAAGAAUUGGUGAAAGUACACCCAGCAAGUAUCAAUGAAAAAGUAUAUUCCUUUCCUAGUCCGUAUUUAACUUAUUUUUUAAAAAGAAAAUCUACGGGUAUCUAUUUAUUCGACACGACGAGUGUUAGUCCCGUAGCCUUACUCUUUGCAUCUCCGACUAGCUUUUUAGAUGAUAAACGCGGCAAAAGUGUCAUUACUGUGGCUAAUAAUUUAUCUUUUGUAUGUGAGCAUGGUACCGCUCAAAUAAUCCAGAAGCUGCACAAACAACUGGAUAGUUUGUUGGAACAUAAAAUCACUCAUCCGGGAAUGAUAACUUGGAACGGGCAUGAAGGAAACAUCUUGAACGCUAUAAUUGAGCUAUUAUCGGAAGGCGACGAAAAUCUAGGCUUGGACUCGGGUCGCUACCACGACUGGGAAGAUUUCGAUGAGGACUGCCUAGAUUACGAUGACUAAUUAUCAUAUAUCGCUCAUCGCAUGUACACGUGUACACACACACACACACAUAAAUACAUACACGCACGCACGCACGCACGCACGCACGCACGUACGCACGCACACACACCCACACUCACGCAUAUGGGUGUGUGUGCGUGUGUGUGAUGUGCGUGUGUAUGUGUGUGAAUGACGAGUUGUUCUUUCACACAUGCUCUGCCUUGACGCUUACUGCUCGGUUUUUUUUCUCUUUCUUGUUCUUUAAAUGACUAUUAUUAGCAUAAUUGUGAAACGCAGUGUCGGACGAAGCUCUCUAACUGCUGUUACAAGUAAGGUUCUGUAUAUAUACUAGUGAAAAGAAAAAGCGGGUUUACAAAAUAAUAAAUUAUUG